UGCAAAUGUUAAACAUAAUUGCUCGUCUUCCUCUGUCAGCCGUAAGUGAUUCCUUUUCCAACGCAGUUGAAGAAAUACCUUUUUUAUCGACACAGUAUUGCGUUUAUGUCCCUACUCCUGCUCUUUUUCUUGUUCACAACAAGCAAAGUUCAAAGGUCCCCUCUGGGAGUUUUAUAACCUCUUGUCAGGCUGAGGAAAAGGUUCUGUUUCGUGCAGAGCGUAAACCAUGGAGGUCCUCUUCCAGAUGCUCUUCUCGCCGCUGCCCACGCCGGCCAUCAUCUCGCUGUUCGUGGUGGCGGCCGCGACCCUGUUCUACCUCAACACCAGGCCCGCCCCCAUAAGGCCCCCUGCCGACCUGGAGUGCCAGACCGUGGGCAUCAAGGAUGGAGCCAGGAAGAUUGCCUUGCUCAAGGACAACAACAACCUGCUGGCUUAUUACUAUGGCGACGCCAAGACCAUCUAUGAGGUGUUUCAGAGGGGGAUGAGAGUUUCAGGUAACGGGCCGUGUUUGGGCUCCAGAAAAGCCGGGAGGCCGUAUCAGUGGCUCAGGUACAAACAGGUGUCGGACAGAGCGGAGCAUCUCGGCUCGGGGCUCCUCCAGAGGGGCUUGAAGGCCAACCCAAACACUUUCAUAGGCAUCUUUGCUCAGAACCGACCAGAAUGGAUUAUCAGUGAGCUGGCCUGUUACACCUACUCCAUGGUGGCGGUCCCCCUUUACGACACCCUGGGUCCCGAAGCGCUCGUCUUCAUUAUCGACCAAGCGGACAUUUCCACCGUGCUGUGUGACACUCGGGAAAAAGCCGAGGCUCUGCUGCAGAACUGCGAGAAAGGACAGACUCCGGUCCUGAAAACUGUCAUUGUCAUGGAUCCGUUCGACACAGACCUAGUCCAGCGAGGAACCAAGUGUGGUGUUGACGUGUUGUCCAUGCAGGAUGUGGAGGCUUCUGGGAAAAGUGAUCUUCAAAAGCCAGUGCCACCCAAGCCAGAAGACCUCAGCAUAGUUUGCUUCACCAGUGGAACUACAGGGAACCCAAAGGGGGCGAUGCUGACCCAUGAGAACGUGGUUGCUGAUGCUGCUGGAGUCAUCCAAACUUUUGAGACAUCCGUUGUUCCCAAUACUGAGGAUGUUAGCAUUUCCUUCCUGCCGUUGGCACACAUGUUUGAGAGAGUGGUGCAGACUGUCAUGUACGGCGCUGGAGCUCGAGUGGGAUUCUUCCAAGGGGACAUUAGACUUCUGCCUGACGACAUGAAAACUCUGCAACCCACAAUUUUUCCCGUCGUGCCUCGACUUCUCAACCGCAUCUAUGACAAAGUGCAGAGCGGCGCUGUGUCCCCUUUCAAAAAAUGGCUACUCAACUUUGCGGUGGAAAGAAAGCUGGCCGAGGUGCGGGAAGGCAUUGUGAGGAACAACAGCAUCUGGGACAAGCUCAUCUUCCACAAAGUGCAGGAGUCUCUGGGUGGACGGGUACGAGUCAUGGUGACGGGGGCGGCGCCCAUCUCUCCUUCUGUUCUGGACUUCCUCCGGGCCUCGCUCGGUUGUCAGAUCUUUGAGGCCUACGGCCAGACUGAAUGCACGGCCGGCUGCACCUUCACCAUGCCGGGAGACGCCACCUCAGGACACGUGGGGGUUCCUCUGCCGUGUAACGUGGUGAAACUGGUGGACGUGGAAGAGAUGAACUACUUUGCCUCCAAUGGUGAAGGCGAGGUGUGCAUCAAGGGCACCAACGUGUUCAAAGGCUACCUGAAGGAUCCGGAGAAGACCGCUGAGGCUUUGGAUAAAGACGGCUGGCUCCACACUGGAGACAUCGGAAAAUGGCUGAAGACUGGAGUUCUGAAGGUUAUUGACCGCAAGAAGAACAUCUUUAAGCUGGCCCAGGGAGAAUACAUCGCACCAGAGAAGAUUGAAAAUGUCUACGUGCGCAGCGCACCUGUGGCUCAGGUCUUUGUGCACGGUGACAGUCUACAGGCCUUCCUGGUUGCAGUCGUGGUACCCGAUCCUGAGGUUUUGCUGCGUUUUGCCCAGAAUCUGGGCUGCCAGGGUUCCAUGGAAGAACUGUGCAGCAACAAGGAAGUGAAGAAGGCUGUUCUGUCCGACAUGAUCAAUUUGGGAAAAGAAGCAGGACUGAAGUCCUUUGAGCAGGUGAAGGCAGUCUACCUCCACCCGGACCAGUUCACCAUCGACAACGGCCUCUUGACCCCCACACUGAAAGCCAAGAGGGCCGAGCUGAAGGCUUUCUUCCGCAUGCAAAUUGAGCAGCUUUAUGCGCAAUAAAAAGUGAAAAAGUC
Nerophis ophidion (straightnose pipefish) is the source of this 2286-nucleotide messenger RNA. It is a transcript of the gene acsl5, whose product is annotated as acyl-CoA synthetase long chain family member 5. Lineage: Eukaryota; Metazoa; Chordata; Actinopteri; Syngnathiformes; Syngnathidae. Gene Ontology annotation, cellular component: endoplasmic reticulum; membrane; mitochondrion. The transcript has 21 exons. Gene Ontology annotation, molecular function: arachidonate-CoA ligase activity. The record is from RefSeq and is a predicted model, not a curated record. The coding region runs from base 227 to 2272 and encodes 681 amino acids. Gene Ontology annotation, biological process: long-chain fatty acid metabolic process.